AUGGCGGCCGGGGAUGCCGACGCAGAGGAGAGGCUGGAGAGGGAGAUCCAGCGCAUCGCAGAGGACAGCCGGAGGAGACGGCGAGAGAUCGAGGAACGGCUGAUGAGAGAGGCCGAGGAAGAACAGCGACGACUGCAGCAGGAGCAGGAGGCUCAGGACCGGAGCAGCCAACGCGUGGACCGUUCCAAGGAAGGAGGAACAAGCGUCCCGGAGCUCGAGAGGGCUGUCAAGGUGCGAUGGGUCCGCGAAGGACGCGGGUUGGAACUCGACAAGGACAGCUUGAUCCCGCUUUUCUCGCCAUUUGGCAAAAUCGAAAACACAUUCAUGCUCAAAGACAAGCGCCUGCGCAUUGGCGACAAGCGGGAGAAGAAGAUUGUUGCCACUGGAGUCGUAGUUUUCACAUCGAUCCGAGAAGAAGAAGAAAGCCGGCGAGGGCGACUGGCCGUUAUCGAGUCGGUCUUUUGGGCCUCGGGCAACGAGCCCGAUCUGGGAAUGCACGAUUCACCCUCACCUGCGCCAUCACCGCAUGCCACCGCAGACACCGCAGACUCGAAGCCAUCAACUCCCAGUACGAAUGGCAAGCCGUCGUUCGAUUUCUCCAGUCUCAAGGACCGUGGCACUCCUUUGAAGAAUGCCGGACGUGCGCCUCCUUCUUUCUCCUCGUUUUCUCCUGCUGCCGCCGCAAACAGGGGCCCGUCUUCAUCCACUUCUGGACGAAAAGCCUGCCUUGGCAACUCCAAGUCUGGAGGAGGUGACUCUGAUGCGUUUGAAAAGCGCCCAACGCGAGAAGGAGCGCAGGGCUUUGGAGGAACAACUCCGGAAGGAGGACGAGGCUGCAGACGCUGCAGCUGCAGCUAA
Molecule: messenger RNA, 858 nt
Organism: Rasamsonia emersonii CBS 393.64
Lineage: Eukaryota; Fungi; Ascomycota; Eurotiomycetes; Eurotiales; Trichocomaceae
Product: Cell cycle control protein (Cwf23)
Exons: 2
Coding region: 1-858 (285 amino acids)
Biological process (GO): spliceosomal complex disassembly
Cellular component (GO): spliceosomal complex
Source: RefSeq, a predicted model, not a curated record